Molecule: messenger RNA, 1110 nt
Organism: Emericellopsis atlantica
Lineage: Eukaryota; Fungi; Ascomycota; Sordariomycetes; Hypocreales; Bionectriaceae
Exons: 2
Coding region: 145-1110 (321 amino acids)
Source: RefSeq, a predicted model, not a curated record
CAACGACGCGAGGUUCUCUUUCUUUUUUGCCUUUACUUUCCAGAGACAAUAAUCGAAUUAUUCCAAAGUCCCUAAAUUCUUGACUCGUCUCAAUACUGAUCCUCCAUAAAUACUGAAUAUUUACGUUUCCUCUAUUGAUUCAUCAUGGUCACGGUGCCCGACAAGGCCUUGGGCCCUCGUGAUCCCAACGCUGGAGCCGCGUUCCCACCCGGAUCCAUCUUCCCCCAUAAUCCCCAGGAACUGCCAGCCAUAGCUGCCCGAAUGGACAAGGAGAACAAGGUUACAGCUACCGCCAAGUCCAAGCCCAACCCCAAGAAGCGCAAGUCUGAUGCCAACGACGAGACCGAUGUCAAGGCCCUGCUGUUCCCUGACGAUGCGCCUUACAUCGACGAGGAUGACGACCGUCUCCGGAAGUGGCUCAAAUCGGGUGCCAUGAAAGUGGGCGAGUUCCAGCGGGCCAUUGGCGUCAGCCAGCACAGCUACAGCAACUUUGUGAACCGCACCGGCACGUGGAACGGAGAGGGCUGCGACGCGUAUUUUGCCGCGGCUCGGUUCUUCCGCAAGCGUGAACUGCAGGGCUUGCCCAUGACGCUGCCCAAGUCGGCGAAGAAGGCAAAGACAGGCACGGACGCCAAGUCCACCAAGGCGAAGGAGCAAGAGCUGCUGGAUGUGAGCGGCGUCACCUUGCCCGGGGAAGAGGAGAUGGCUGUGCCCGUGUUCGACACACCCAAGGAGGCGAGAAGGAAGAUCCGUGACCUGCAGUCCAAGGGCAUCUCGCAGGCGGCUAUUGCACGAGCUCUCACCUCCGCUUUGCCGGCGGACUGUGGGAAAUCGGUGUCCGCACAGAACCUGCGCACAUUCCUCGGCGGAAAGGGUGUCAUGGGUGGGAACACUACCAUUGCCUUCUACGCCGCGUACGUUUUCUUUGAGAAGAGACGGCUCAAGGCAGGGAAGUCGAAAAGCAAGACCCGAGAGGAGAUGGAAGAUGCCCAUGGUCCCAUGGGAGUGGACAUUGAGAACAACUCAAACGGCACCUACUGGGUGAUGUCCUCCGAAUCAGAGCCAUACUAUGACUCGUACGGCAAGUUGCGGACCUACAAGCGGCGUUAG